This is a messenger RNA of Sphaerodactylus townsendi, 6666 nucleotides long. RefSeq names its product solute carrier organic anion transporter family member 5A1 (gene SLCO5A1). Lineage: Eukaryota; Metazoa; Chordata; Lepidosauria; Squamata; Sphaerodactylidae. The coding region runs from base 625 to 3201 and encodes 858 amino acids. Gene Ontology annotation, cellular component: membrane. Gene Ontology annotation, molecular function: protein binding. The transcript has 10 exons. The record is from RefSeq and is a predicted model, not a curated record. Gene Ontology annotation, biological process: sodium-independent organic anion transport; transmembrane transport.
GCGGGGAUCCCGGGGCGAGUGUCAGGCCGGGUGGGGAAGGCGAAAUUCAAGGGGAGGCAGACUUGGGAUCGCUUGGCAUAUUUACCUCCGCCGAGGAGUCACCCAGCUGCUGCUGCUUUCUGCCCUGCCGCUGUCCUCCUUCCAGUAAGCAGAAUUUGCCAUUAGGACGCUUUAAGCCAGAGGCUGGAGGACAUUCUCUCCCUGUCUGCAAGUGGAGCUGCCAGUGAUCUAAUCAAUGAAGGACUCUCUCCCAAGGUGGCUGGGCUUCAGUUUGAGCUCUGACACUUCUCCAUUGCCCAAUGUGGCCGACUAAUCCACGUGGGAAUUUUUCUGUGAAGGGGGAGAAGCCCAGCCCAGUCUGUUUAUAAAUUCUCUUGCUGGAUGAGCAGACAGGUCCCUAAGAGGUACUGUGAGUGAUGGAGCAACAAAGAAGCUGCUGGACAUGUGCUCGGAAUCAUUGAUGGACACUCUCAGGAUUAUAGGCUCCUUAUUCCAGAGAGGCUGCAACUGAAGGCAUGCUGGCACGCUGUUGGGAUGGAAAAGGCAGCAAUGGCACUGUUUUGAACAUGGCAGUGCCUCUGUUUAGGAACUGAUAGUUGAGCCCAAGUCAGGCUUACUUUCAGAAUGUUCUUGACAGGAGUAACAAAGCACCAGCGCCCCUGUUCUCUUGGGGGACAGAAGCCAGAAAAGCAAGACGAGAGUUUAAAGUCGAAAAGUCUGCCGGUCCUGAAUGGAUCUUCUUUUCGAAUUAACAUCACACAAAGUGCUCUCGUAACAACCCAGAAGACUUGCUUGCAGAGUUUCCAGGGGGGCUCUGAGCAGAAAGGUGGCCUUGAUCCUGACCCUGCUGUUUCCAGGACUGUGAUGCCUUGUACAGCUUCCAGCUUUUUAAGAACUGGAAGUUUUAAUGGAAGAACUGAUGGCAAUAACUUUGCUGGCACUAGUCAAGGAGUUUCCCCGGCUUCCACGCUUCUAGUGAUCCCCGGUAGAAAAUUUGUCAGCAAAGUAUUGACAGAUUCCCGCUUCUUCUUGGUCUGCAUGUGCUUCCUGACGUUUAUUCAGUCUCUCAUGGUGUCUGGCUAUCUGAGCAGUGUGAUCACCACCAUUGAGAGGAGGUACAGUCUGAAAAGCUCUGAGUCUGGGCUACUGGUCAGCUGCUUUGAUAUUGGCAGCCUGAUGGUUGUGGUGUUCAUCAGUUACUUUGGGGGGCGAGGGCGAAGGCCACUCUGGCUUGCUGUAGGUGGGUUCUUUAUUGCUCUCGGUGCUGCCAUAUUUUCUUUACCUCAUUUCAUCUCUCCACCAUAUCAGAUCCAGGAACUGAACUCCUCUGUCUCUAAUGAUGGCUUGUGCAUCACUGGCAAUAUAACAGGCAAAGACCAAGUGGAGUCACCAGCCUGUGCAGAGGAUUCUGGGGGAAAUGACCACUCUCUCUAUGUAGCUUUAUUUAUUUGUGCCCAGAUUCUUAUUGGCAUGGGCUCCACACCCAUCUACACCUUAGGACCAACCUACUUGGAUGACAAUGUCAAGAAAGAAAACUCUUCACUCUACUUAGCCAUGAUGUAUGUAAUGGGAGCUCUUGGCCCUGCUGCAGGAUAUUUAUUAGGAGGAGUCCUUAUUGGGUUUUAUGUUGAUCCUAGAAGUACUGUUCAAAUCGACCAGAGUGACCCCCGAUUCAUUGGUAACUGGUGGAGUGGAUUCCUCCUUUGUGCCAUUGCCAUGCUCCUUGUGAUACUCCCAAUGUUUACCUUCCCAAAAAAACUUCCCCCUCGCCAUAAGAAAAAGAAGAAGAAAAAGAUGAAGAACUCUGAUAUUUCAAGCGAUGAUGAAAUUGUGAAAGAGAAGGCAAACAGCAAAAGCCAAGCAGACAAUGAAGUUCCUGCUUCACUGGAUUUUGGAAAGAAUGUUAAAGAGCUUCCAAGAGCAGCUGUCAGGAUCUUAAGCAACGUGACAUUCCUUUUUGUGAGUUUGUCAUACACAGCUGAGUGUGCCAUUGUUACUGCUUUCAUUACCUUCAUUCCCAAGUUCAUCGAGUCACAGUUUGGCAUCCCAGCUUCCAAUGCCAGCAUUUAUACUGGUGUGAUCAUUGUCCCAAGUGCUGGUGUUGGUAUUGUUAUUGGAGGGUACAUUAUUAAAAAACUCAAACUUGGUGCCAGAGAGUCUGCCAAACUGGCGAUGAUCUGCAGCGGUGUGUCCUUGCUGUGCUUUUCAACACUCUUCAUUGUUGGAUGUGAAAGUAUUAAUCUAGGCGGCAUUAAUAUACCAUACACCACAGGUCCAACUCUCACCAUGGCACAUAGGAAUCUAACUGGUAGCUGUAAUGUCAACUGUGGCUGCAAAAUCCAUGAAUAUGAACCUGUCUGUGGGUCAGAUGGAAUCACAUAUUUCAACCCUUGCCUGGCUGGCUGUACCAACAGUGGAAAUCAUACUGCAGGGGUAAGGAAUUACACAGAAUGUGCCUGUGUUCAAAGCCGACAAGUUAUCACACCACCUACGGUGGGACAGCGCAGCCAGCUAAGAGUGGUGAUUGUCAAAACGUAUCUCAAUGAGAAUGGUUACGCUGUGUCCGGAAAGUGCGACCGAACCUGCAAUACGCUUAUCCCAUUCCUUGUUUUCCUCUUCAUAGUUACGCUUAUCACAGCAUGUGCCCAGCCAUCUGCAAUCAUAGUAACACUCAGGUCAGUAGAUGAUGGUGAGCGGCCUUUUGCCCUCGGGAUGCAGUUUGUCUUGUUAAGAACCCUGGCAUACAUUCCAACACCAAUUUACUUUGGAGCAGUCAUUGACACGACCUGUAUGUUGUGGCAGCAGGAGUGUGGUGUACAAGGUUCAUGUUGGGAGUACGAUGUGACGUCAUUUCGCUUUGUCUAUUUUGGGCUGGCCGCUGGUCUCAAAUGCCUGGGAUUCUUGUUCAUUUCCCUUGCCUGGUACUCACUGAAGUAUAAAGAAGAGAAACUGCAAAGGCAUAGGUGGAGGGAUUCACCUAUCCACACAGUGAGCGAGUUGGUGGCUAACUCUUCAGCUCAACAAAACUGUGCAAGGACUAGAUCCUGCCCCACUUUCAGCUCUCGCGCUGAGCGUGUUGAAGAUCUUGCUCUGAGCAGUGGAAUGCACUAUUUAGCACAGACAUAUCCUGGACCCCUUUCAGAAGCAAUAAAUGUCGCUGUUGACAAGGCUGUGGAAGAAGCUGCCACUGCUGCAAUAUAGGCCAGUUUUGGCCACCUCAGCUUGCUGUGUGUAUGAUCUAUGUAUGGCGCCUUUUGAAACACCUGUGCCUUCUCUUUCCUCAUCUUAUUUGCAAAAGAUGAUAUUCCAACACAGCAUAAAGCACGAAGCUGUGAUUCAUCUGAGGGCUGGCUCCCUCAGACCAACCCCAGGUUGCUCUUUCUUCCCUUGGAAAUCUGAGUUUUGAGCUGUGUUCGUGAGGACUUCUGUUAUGCCUGCUAAAUCCUAACACGGUCAAAUGAAUUUUUACCAUGGCAACACCUCCUUAAUUGUGAAAGACUAAAGAUGACUGACAGCAAUGCAUUGGAGAUGUGAUAGUAAAAUGUAUCCAUGACUGGGGAGAUGUGAUUACUUUGUUUUCAAGCACAACUAAAACCUGUCUCUUAUCUAUGCAUUUCUGACUGGCUUUUUGUCUUGGGACUUCCCCCCCCCCCCAAAAAAAAAAUCUUUCAUUCAACUGAACUGGAAUAUGAGUCAUACCAUGUACAAUUAGCCUCCUUAUGUCAUUUAUCCUGCAGUUCUACUAGAAGCCAUACAGCAGUAUAUGUAUAUAGAGGAAAGGUCUGAAAUGUUCAAAUGUAAUAACUUUAGCCUCACAAUUUUCAUUUAACUUCAGUAUGCUCCAUUUUUGUUUCGCACUUGGUUAGUAACAAAUUAGCAUACCGGUUACAAAACUGUAAUGAUAAAGCAUGACAAACCAAUAUUUAAAGACAGGUUCAUUCUUUGCAUAUUCUUGCAACUAUUUAUGGAAUUAUUCCUCUACUCUUUUCACAUCAAUUCUUCAGGUCCCAAUUGAAAACAAACUUGGACGAGUGGCACCUCAAGGGGAAUCUGAGUAUUACAGUUUUUAGUAUGGUACAGACUUUCCUUUUUAUAAACACCUCAAAGGAAAAGUAUUGUUCAACUGAGCAAGGAUCCUCCUGAAACCACCAAGAAGCCAGCUAUUUCAUUAAAUUUGUUGUUUAAAUCCCAUUGCAUAAAAACAAUUUCUGACCCACGUUUAAGGGUGCAGUUUAGAGACCAUAUGUUUAUCAGUGAGAUCAUUCCCAGCUGGCCUACUUCUUUUGACCAUUGUAAGAUGGUUGCUUAGAAGUUCUACAGGUGCUAAAUUGUUGUUAGCUCUGCCAGCUGACUGGUAUCCUUCAGUAGUUGAGAAGGGGUUCCAUUGCAGUAUAGUUAGUUUUUCCUUCCUGCAGUUAAAGGGCUUCCAAAUGAAUUCAGUGCAGAGGGGGCUUCUGUGACUAUUUUCCGGAAGCAGCUUCUGGUGUCACUGGCCAUGCUGAUCCUGAAACUCAGGGGAUAUUCACAUGGUCUUUGAUAUAAGGUUGCUGUUAGGAAAAAAUAAAGUCUGUCUAGCAUACACAUUCGUUUAUGUAUACCCUUCAGUUUUUUUGGGUUGCAAUAGCCAGGAAUCUGUUCAGGGAAAAAUAUAUACCUGCAUACAGGAAGAAAAAUACUGUUUUGUUCUGUCUCAUAAUAUAGAAUGGAAGUACAUUAAACAGUGGAAACAGUCAGAACUCAAGGUUGCUUGGCAUCCUAUUCAGAAACUAAGAUUUUUGCUGCGAAGUGCAUAUGUAAUUGCAAAGAUCAAGUGAUUUACUGGCUGGGAAAAGCGCAGGGAGGAGAGAUGGGGGUGGAAAGUGAGCAAAAAAGGAAUUUACAGCGCUAGUUGGUGGUUGAAUGUCAGUUUUUUCAAGCCGUUGGUGCAGAGAGUCUGCAGUAGAUCUGCACCUGUUUGGAAACGUUCUAAACUGAGCCAUCCUAUUGCAAACCUACUAAUUUCAAACUUAUGAACCAAACAAGAACUGGGCUAAGACUUGUAUCUUUGAUUCAGGCCAUGUUUCUUGGACACGUCAGUCACUAUGAUUGCCAAAACUGCAGUGGGCCUUUAAUUGUAUCCCUUGGUCUGGUACUAAGUCACUGGUCCACUAACAGCAUCAUUUUCAGCUGUGGAAGAAGUACUCAAAACAGUCUUUUGGAGUAGCAAACAAUAUUUCAAAGUAUUGUUUUUUCCUGUACAUAAACAUUAAGUCUUAAUGUUUUGAUAUUGCAGUUAUGUACAUACAAUAUAUAGGGAAGUAGACAGCCAUAAGUAGUAACAUAGAUAAAUGUCUAUAACAGUAUAAAGAGCUAAUACUACUAUACAAGCCUAAUAUUGCCUCUGUUGUUUUUAAAAAGAUUCUUCUGCCUGUCUCCAGUCAAUUCAGCGUUAUCUUCUCCUUCACCAUUUGAAACUUUCUCCCAAGUUGCCUCAGUGUUAACAGUCUGAGCAUAUCUAUACAUUUAAAAACAUUGUGUAGUUCACAGAUUAAUAGUGCAUCUUAUUAAUAUCUUUAUACUCAGAUGCAUGGUUGUAAGUUGGAGGGUGAAAAGCCCAGCCAUUAGGAUUCUAGCCCCCUUCCCAUCCUUUAUGAGGUAGGGAAGGAAAAUGGUCUCUCCGCUGCAACACACUCAACUGAAUGCAUAACAUGUUAACAAACAUAAAGAUCGGUCUGUCUGGUGCUAAUAAAGUUUAUGCUUCCAAGGGCACAAGAACUGAUUUCAAUAACUGCAUGUUGUUACCUUAUAGCAUUCUAAUUGUUUUCUAACAAAAUAAAUAUCCAUAAUCAUUAGGCUGAGCACUGUUGCCCUGGAAGCUGGCCAUUUAGCUGCAUUAAAGCAAAAAUGAAACCAGUAGGCUUACCUGAAGUCCUGAUUUUGUUUAUAGCUCGGUCAAUCUGUGCGUUCCUGGCCCUUGCCAAAGCUGCAAGUGUAACAUAUUGCUUCAGAAUGUUAAUGAUUCCACUAUAUUGCUUUACAGCUCUGCUCAGCAAUGGAGACAGACAAGCCAUAUUCUUGGAAUUGUAAAAUUUAGAAGAUAAUUAGGUUGGCACAAAUCUUUUGUGCAGUGGACAGUUACUAAAUGUAUGCUUGAAACUUGCUGAAAAGAUGCAAUACUUCUGGGUGAAAUGAAAAAUUUUUUUACAGGGAUGAAUUAAAAGGAACUGUUCCAAGAAAUAUGCAAUUUUGAAUGUGUUACUUUGUUUUGCUGCUGCACACUCCCACUGAAGCAAGGCCACGUUGGCUUUUGACUUUGAAUAAAACAGCAGUAUCCUGUAUAUUAUUACCAAAAUGUGAUGCCUGAACAGGAAACAUUUUAGUAUUAAGGGCAAGCUAGUUAAAAAGGCUGUGUUGGUACGCGAGUGUAAACAAAGGGAAGGCAUUUGUAUCAAUUGUGCCUGUGAUUAAAAAAAACUCAUUUGGUGAACUUGUUUAAUGUAAAGUAGGUUGGUUUAGAUUUUUUAAAAUGAAUAGUUACUUCUCAGUGGAGCAACAUUUUCAAAAAUAAUAUUUUAAACUGCAAGAUAUUGCAAAACCAACAAUAUGUACAGGUUUUGUUCUGGAAAUGUAUUUGCAAGGGAACCCUUAAACACAUAAGAUUUUGAAAUAAAAAUGAGUUCUCAUUAA